Messenger RNA from Entamoeba dispar SAW760, 1302 nucleotides. RefSeq lists its product as uncharacterized. The transcript has a single exon. Lineage: Eukaryota; Evosea; Mastigamoebida; Endamoebidae. The record is from RefSeq and is a predicted model, not a curated record. Bases 1 to 1302 code for a protein of 433 amino acids.
AUGAAAUUAGGAUAUAAUGAAAUAAUGAUAACAUCAAUGUAUUUUGGUGAUAUUAAAGAUUUUAUUAAUUUAGAAAUAGGAAUUAAAAGAUUUCAAGGAAAUAUGGAACGAUUUCAUUUUAAUCCAAUUCCUUUAAAUGAACACUCAAGAAAGUUGUUUCCUAAUAUUGAAACAUUUCAUAUUUAUAAUGAAAAAGAUGAAGAAUUUGAUGAUAGAAGAAUAUUUAAACAAGUAAUAUGGUAUGAUAUUAGUUAUUCACAGUACUUAAAAGAGAAAGAAGAAGGAAAUGAAUGUAAACAUAUAAAAUACACAGAAUGUGAUAGAGAAAAAUAUGGAUGUCCAAUACCAAAGAAUGUAAGUAUUAUUGGAGAGAAUUGUUUUAAAGAUUGUUAUGAUUUGACAACACUUAAUAUCCCAACAACAAUCACCAAAUUAGGAAACAAAUGUUUUGACCAAUUUUGGUCACUUGCAUCAAUUACUAUAGCAACAACAAUAAAAGAAUUAUGGGAGAGUUGUUUUGAUGAUUGUUAUUCAUUAACAAAUAUUUCUAAUGAAAAUUUAAUGUUUGUUAGUAAAGAAAGGAUAUUUAUGAAUGAAGCAAUAUUGAUGAGCAUUAAAACACCAAAAAACUUACAAACAAUAAAUGGAAAAAGAGUUAAAAUGAAAAACAUUAAUCAAUUUAAUAUUCCAUCAUCAAUACAUAAAUUAGCAAAUAAUUGUUUCAAAGAAUGCACCUCAUUAACAACAAUUAUUAUCCCAACUACAAUUAAUGAAUUAGGAAAGAAUUGUUUUGCUGGUUGUUCUUCAUUAAAAGAAAUUGUUAUACCGACUACAAUCAAUGAAUUACCUGAUUAUUGUUUUUAUAAAUGUAAGUCAUUAAGUGAUAUUACCAUUCCAUCAACUAUUACUUCAUUUGGAAAAUACUGUUUUUAUGGAUGUGUGUCAAUGAUGAAUGAUAACUUAUCAACAAAGAUUAAAGAAAUAGGAGAUUAUUGUUUUAGUUGUUGUAUAUCAUUAACAAGAAUUACUAUACCAACUACAAUGAAAGAAAUACCAAUGUAUUGUUUUGAUGGAUGUAAGUCAUUACUUAAUGUCACCAUUCCUUCAUCAAUUAGUAAAUUAUGUGAUGGUUGUUUUAAAAAAUGUUCAUCACUAACAUCUGUUACUAUUCCUUCAUCAAUCUUAUCAUUUGGAAAGAAUUGUUUUUAUGAAUGUAUUUGUGCAGAUAUGUUAAAAGAAAAUGGUGCUGUACCAGAAGAGUGUUUUAAAAGAAUUGAUGAUGUUUAUUUUGAUAUAUUCUAA